Molecule: messenger RNA, 3587 nt
Organism: Chrysoperla carnea
Lineage: Eukaryota; Metazoa; Arthropoda; Insecta; Neuroptera; Chrysopidae
Gene: Upf2
Product: regulator of nonsense transcripts 2
Exons: 2
Coding region: 151-3510 (1119 amino acids)
Biological process (GO): nuclear-transcribed mRNA catabolic process, nonsense-mediated decay
Cellular component (GO): exon-exon junction complex; cytoplasm
Molecular function (GO): RNA binding; protein binding
Source: RefSeq, a predicted model, not a curated record
GUAAAAAUUUCGAAUUAAUAAUAUCAUUCCCAUCUGUCAUUUGACAUAUAAAAUCCAAGAUUCAUUUUACUUUUGAUUCGGUUAAAAAAUUUGAUUCAAACUAGUAAAUGAUGUUUAUGCUUUAAAAAAAAUUUGUUAAAAGAAAUCGAAAUGGAACAAUCGGAACAAAUAGAAGGUAAUAUUGAAUGCCAAAACGAUGCAGCGAAUGAAAAAGAUUUUGUUCUGACAUACAUAGAAGAAACAGAACAACGAUUAGCUUAUAAAGCAGCCGUUCGUAAAAAGAAUCAAAAUGUUCAAAAUUGCUAUCCACCCGAUGAAUACUUCAGUAAAUUAGAUUCAAAUCUAAAAAAGAAUACAACAUUUGUAAAAAAAUUAAAAACAUUCUCAGCAUCACAACUAGACGGUUUAUUGAAAGAUUUAUCGGUAUUAAAUCUAACAAAAUAUAUAUCAGAAGUUGCAGCAGCCCUAACUGAAGCCAAAUUAAAAAUGACUGACAUCAGUAAUGCUGUACAAUUAUGUAGUGUAUUACAUCAAACAUACUCAGAAUUUCAUACACAUUUUUUUGAGAACUGGUCAAAAGUGUUAAGUUUUAAAUCAGGUGAUAAAAUAACAAAUCCAAGUAAAUUACGUGUAGAUUUACGUUUUUAUGGUGAGUUAGUAAGUUUUGGUAUAUUUACAAAUAAACUUGGAUUGCCGCUAUUAGGAAAUGCGUUAACAUUUUUAAUAAACAUGGACAAAGAGGAACAUUGUAAUAUAUCCAUAAUUCUAAGUUUUUGUAAACAUUGUGGCGAAGAUUAUGCAGGUCUUGUACCGCGUAAAAUACGUUUAUUAGCAAAUAAAUAUAAUUUAGAAAUACCACGAAGUGAUCUAUUAACACCGGAUAAACAAUCAAAUGUACGGGUUUUGUUAAAAGAUUAUUAUACAUCGUUAUGUAAGCACGUUUUAAAUGAUUAUUUUGAGAUACAAACAUUUCAAAAUCAAAAUAAACGUAUUCUACAAACUAAAGGGGAAUUAAAUCAUGAACGUAAAGAACGUUUAGAAAUAUUACAGAACGCUUUUGAUAAAUUAAUGGUUGCUACACAAAGUUUCUCGGAGAUAUUAGAUGAAGAUUUACCAGUGUUACCAGAGGAAAAAGUUGAGAAAAUCGAUGAUGAAAUUGGUAUGAAAAUUAGUUGUAAUGAUACGGAUGAUAUAAAUGUACCAUCAGAAGUUUGGGAUGAUGAAGACACCAAAAAUUUUUAUACAGAUCUCUUAGAUUUACAUGAAUUCUUACCGAAUUCGUAUGUGAAAACCGUUACAGAACCGACUGAUACAAUAACCGAAGAACAAUUAGAUUCGGAUGUAAUUGAAGAUUUUGAACAGGAGGAAAUUAAUGAUCCCGAAGAGACAGUUGUUGAAGAGGAAUUGGAACCGAUUAAUACAAAUAUUAGUAAUAAAAUAUUAUUGGAAGCAUUUUUAAAUAAUUUACAAAAUUGUGUUAAUCGAGAAAUGAUUGAUAGUUCUGUUGUCGAUUUUGUAAUGAAUUUAAAUACAAAACAUAAUCGUCGUAAAUUAAUUCGUACACUAUUUGGUGUAGCUCGUACACGUUUGGAUUUAUUACCAUUUUAUGCUCGUUUUGCAGCCACGCUGUAUUCGGUUAUGCCUGAAAUCGGUACAGAAUUAUGUCAAAUGUUAAAACAAGAUUUUAAAUAUCAUGUUCGUAAAAAAGAUCAAAUUAAUAUUGAAAGUAAAAUUAAGGUUGUUCGAUAUAUUGGGGAAUUAGUGAAAUUUAAUUUGUAUUCGAAAAUGGAAGCGUUAUAUUGUUUAAAAGUACUAUUGCAUGAUUUUAAUCAUCAUCAUAUUGAAAUGGCUUGUAAUUUAUUAGAAGUUUGUGGUCGAUAUUUAUUUUGCCAUAAAGAUUCACAUCAACGAACCAAAGUGUACUUACAGCAAAUGAUGCGUAAAAAAUCUGUAAUGGCAUUAGAUUCACGUUAUGUUACACAAAUAGAGAAUGCAUACUAUUUUGUAAAUCCACCAGAAAAUUUACAAACUACCAAAAAAGUACGACCAAUUUUACAUGAAUUUAUUCGAAAAUUAUUAUAUCAAGAAUUACAAAAGAAUAAUACGGAUAAAGUUUUGAGAAUUAUGCGUAAAUUAGAUUGGGAGAAUGAAGAAGUUGCUGCUUACGCAAUAAAAUGUUUAACUUUUGCACAUCAUGUGAAAUAUUUGAAUAUACGAUGCUUGGCAAAUUUAUUAGCUGGUUUGGUUGCAUACCAAGAAUUUGUUGGUACACAAGUAAUUGAUGGUGUGUUAGAAGAUAUACGUAUGGGUAUGGAAAUGAACCAUCCAAAAUUGAAUCAACGACGUGUUGCUAUGGUUAAGUAUUUGGGUGAAUUAUAUAAUUAUCGUUUAAUUGAAUCGGGUGAUAUUUUUAAAGUAUUGUAUUCUUUGAUUACGUUUGGAGUAUCUUUAGAUUAUAAUGUUACAUCACCAUUAGAUCCACCUGAACAUCUAUUUCGAGUUCGUUUAACAUGCGUACUCUUAGAUACCUGCGGGCAGUAUUUUAAUGGGGGCAGCAGUAAAAAAAAAUUAGACUACUUUCUAAUAUUUUUCCAAAAUUAUUAUGUAUUUAAAAAAUGUGAUCCAAUUUGGACAACUGAAAAUCCAUUUCCCGUUGAUGUUGAUUAUAUGUUUCGAGAUUGUUUGCGUUCGUUAAGACCAAAAAUUUACUUUUAUAAUGAUUAUAAAGAAGCACAGGAAGCUGUUGAAGCGUUACGAAAGAAUUUUGCUCAAUUUUUAAAUAUUGAAGUGAAUGAAGAACAUACAGAGAAUAAUCCAAAUCUAGGAACAAUUCAAGAACAAGAGGAAGUAGAUAUUGUAUCUGAUGCACAAGAUCAUACAACCACUGAAGAUGAAUCUGGAUAUCCUGAAUCUGAUAUUGAUUCAGAUAAAAUGGAAGAAAAUGAAAUAUCUGAUUUAGAGGCUGCUAAUGAUAUUGUACCUGUUGCACCGGCUACUGUUAAAUGCCCUGAGGAUGAUGAAUUUUUGGCUGCAUUAGAUAAAAUGGUUGUUGAUAAUAUGCAAGAUCGAUUACGUGAUUCUGUGAAGCCAACCCAAGUUGAUAUAUCUGUACCAAUGCAUAUUAAAUCGUCUGGCUUGAAGAAAACAUAUCAAAUAUUAAAAGAAGAAGAGUUAGCCUUAUCUAGUCCUAAAGAAAAUACUACUAAACAGUUUGUAUUGAUGUUACGUAAGGGUCAUAAACAACAAUAUAAAAGUUUUGAGGCACCAAUGGAUAGUGAAUUAGCAUUAAAUUUACGAAAUCAAGAGGAAGCUUUACGAGAGGAAAAAGAGCGUGUUAAAAGGCUUACGUUGAAUAUAACUGAACGAUUAGAGGAAGAAGACUAUCAAGAAAUGUUGGCAACUCAACAAAGACCACAAACUACAAGUUUGAAUAGAGAACGACGGAAAUAUCAACAUCCGAAAGGUGCACCAGAUGCGGAUCUUAUAUUUGGUCCAAAAAAAGUUCGAUAAAAAUAGCAAUUCCUAUUAUUAAUUUAUUUUAUAACAUUUCUGUUAUAAUUAUUACUUCAUAAAAGUAAUUUAAUUAU